This is a messenger RNA of Fusarium verticillioides 7600, 1393 nucleotides long. RefSeq names its product dihydroorotase, homodimeric type. Lineage: Eukaryota; Fungi; Ascomycota; Sordariomycetes; Hypocreales; Nectriaceae. Bases 102 to 1175 code for a protein of 357 amino acids. Gene Ontology annotation, molecular function: dihydroorotase activity. Gene Ontology annotation, cellular component: cytoplasm. The transcript has 10 exons. The record is from RefSeq and is a predicted model, not a curated record. Gene Ontology annotation, biological process: pyrimidine nucleotide biosynthetic process; 'de novo' pyrimidine nucleobase biosynthetic process.
AAAAAAAAGCGAACCCCGCGAUUCAACUAUCAACUAAUAUCAGGUGUUGUUGUCUACAGAUAUACCAGGUUUUCAAUUGCUACUGAGAAAAUACUCUCAAAAUGAAGAACAUUCAGCGUCUCGAAUUGCCGGCUGCGGCUGACAUGCAUGUCCAUUUACGUCAGGGCGAUAUGAUGGACUUGGUUGUUCCCACGGUUCGCCAAGGAGGAGUCGAUACGGUAUUCGUUAUGCCUAAUCUCUUGCCUCCUCUUACUGCCGUCGAGCAGGUUCUCGAGUACAAGGCCAAGCUCACGGCCAUCACCCAAGAUGUCAACUUCCUCAUGUCACUCUAUCUUCACCCUUCAGUCACUCCUGAAGUGAUAGCCAAAGCUGCCGAGGCUGGUGUAACCGGUGUUAAAUUAUAUCCUCAAGGUGUAACCACCAACUCUGAGAGUGGUGUGUCGGAUAUUACAGCCUUCUAUGACACUUUUGCCGCAAUGGAAAAGCACGGGAUUGUCCUGAACAUACACGGAGAAGUCCUCGAGUCUCUUGCGCCGGCCGACACAACCCUCGAGGAGGCUUUCCUCCCAACCCUAAAACAGCUCCAUGACCGGUUCCCUCAGCUACGCAUCGUGCUUGAGCACUGCACCACCUCCGCUGCUGUGGAGGCUGUCAAGGCCUGUGGCCCAACUGUAGGCGCUACCAUCACCGCUCACCACCUUUACCUCACUUCUCACGAGGCCUGUUGCGAUCCUUUCGCCUUCUGCAAACCUAUUCCUAAGAAACCAACCGACAGAGAUGCCCUGAUCAAGGCUCUUGUCAGUGGCAACUCCAAGUUCUUUUUCGGUAGCGACAGCGCUCCCCACCCCCUUCAGUCCAAGACAUCUGCUGAGCAGGGUAAGGCACCUGCUGGCGUUUUCACUCAGCCCUACGUCGUGCAACUUGUCCUCCUUGGUCUCGAGGAAGCCAUCGACCGUGGCGUCAUAUCGGAAGCUGAUGUGACACAAGAGAUACUCGAAAACUUCCUCAGUCGUAACGGACGUUGCUUUUACAAGCUACCCGAGACCUCUGGUAAGAAGAUUAUCCUAGAGCGUAAGGGUGACAAGAUCCCCACUAGCAUCAAGAGUGCGGACAGCAAGACUGAAGUUGGUAUCUCGCGACAUGGGGCUGAAGUAUUCAGUUUGACGUGGGCUUGAGACAUGGCUAACGAUUCAAAACGGGGUGAGGUGUAACGUUACGUAGAACUAUGGAUCAAGGUGCCAAAAAGCAAAGUGUGUUGUUAUUCAAACAACGUUUCAUGUUUCGCCAGUAAAGAUGCAAUGCCGUGCUACCAGUAGAGCAGAUAUGAAAGCAACGUAUACUGACAGCCAUAACUCCAUGCUAUGCUCUCAAGUUUCAUAUAACCCAGGCGGAC